This is a messenger RNA of Drosophila subobscura, 1248 nucleotides long. RefSeq lists its product as uncharacterized. The coding region runs from base 16 to 1239 and encodes 407 amino acids. The record is from RefSeq and is a predicted model, not a curated record. The transcript is spliced from 2 exons. NCBI's taxonomy places the organism in Eukaryota, Metazoa, Arthropoda, Insecta, Diptera, Drosophilidae.
ACGUCUACCGCCACAAUGCUGCCCGCUUGGCUAAACGCGGACUACAUUCAAACCCAUCUGAGAAUCCACUCCAAGAACGACAAGCUGCGAGUCCUUAAACUCUGGGGCAAGCCAGCGACAGGCAAGGGGGAGAACUUUAUUGGCAUUAUGACUCGCAUUUACGUGGACUACGAAGACGGCAGUGGAGUGGCGCAGCACAAGUCAUACAUCCUCAAGCAGCCCAGCCCGCUGGACGCUCCCCAGGCAAGAAUAUUCUUCGAGUACGACGUGUACACACGGGAAAUGGACAUGUACGAGUUUGUACUGCCCAAAAUGGCCGAGCUGCUGCGAGAGAUUGGAACCACCGAGAAGCUAACCGCAGACUGUGUGGCUGUGGACAGGGAACAUUCCAUUCUGAUACUCGAGGACUUGGCUCCUCUCAAGUAUGUCAAUGCAGACCGGUUGAGGCAAUUGGACGAGGCUCAUGCCAAGCUGGUGCUGGAGUUGCAGGCAAAGUUCCAUGCCGCAGCUGUGAUACUCAAAGAGCGACAUCCCGGGCUGCUGGCAAAGAAUUUCUCAACGCAUUUCUUUUGCCGAGAGAAGAAGGGAUAUGGAGAGAUCUUCAGCAGUUUGUUUGAGUCUUUCAUGGGGUAUGUGAAGACACAACCCAAGCUGAAUGAUCGCUUUAGUGGCAAGUUGGAGCUGGUCCAAACCAAUUUAAUGGAGUACGCGGCUCGAACUGUCGACGUUGGCCCGGAGGACUUUCAGACGUUGGUUCAUGGCGACUGUUGGACCAACAAUAUCAUGUUCCAAUACGAUGACAAAGGCUGCCCGAUCAAUGUCGUGUUGAUAGACUUUCAGUUCUGCACUUGGACAUCGCCGGCUGCUGAUCUUCACUACUUCUGCAGCUCAUCCCUGAGGGAAGAUGCCAGAGCAAAGGAGACGGAGCUCGUGCAGCAUCAUUAUUAUGUUAUGACAAAGAUCUUGGCAAAGUUUACCCAUAAAUGUGUGCUGCCCAGCCUACUCGAGUAUCAGCUGCAGUUUGAGCGCCGACGAUUCAUGAGUUUUGUUAUUGCAAUUACACUUCAGCCUCUUAUGCUAUAUGAGGGCACGGAGGACCCUGAUUUUUCGUACCUCUAUCAGGAUACGCCGAAAGCGAGGAGCUUCCGGGACUCAAUGUUUGCUUCUGAAAAAGUGCAGAGAAUGGUGGAAAAGAUAUUGCCUGUGGUGGAUGCCAAGGGACUGUUGGAUCCGCAGUAGAAAAAUUUG